AUGGACGACAAAAUGGCCAGGAACAAGAACAAGAAGGGUCAGGGCCAAGGCGCCGCCGGAAACCAGCAGCCCGGCAACAGCAGCAACUCCGAGGAGCAGAGGCCUGAAGAGCAGAAGCCUGAGGAGCAGAAGCCUGAGGAGCAGAAGCCUGAAGAGCAAAAGGCAGAGGACCAGAAGCCUGAGGGUACGACGCCCGUUGGCGAGUUCGGCAACCCCGCCGGGGAGGAGCAGUCCGGCACCGACGAGAAGAAGACCGAGGGUUCCCCCUUGGGCGGCGACGAGAGCAAGCCCGAGGACAAUGCUCAAGGUGACAAGCCUGAAGACCAAUCGCAAGACAAGCCCCAGGACCAAGCAUCACAAGACGAGAAGAAGCCCGGCGAGGACGCAAACCCGCAAGACGCGCAGCAGGAGAAGCCUGAAGACGCGCAAAAGAAGUCCGAAGGCGAGCAGGACAAGCCUGAGGACGAACAGAGCUUGACCGAGGACCAAAAAAAGAAAAAGAAGCUCGAAGAGGAGCAGAAGAGAAAAGCGCAGGAGCAGAAGGCGGCCGGCCAGGAGACGGACGACAAGAAGAAACAGUCGUCACAGCAGGCCGGCGUCGAGGACGAGAGCGAGCCCGCAUCCUCCACCGACAAGGAAAAGAAGCCGUCGGCGGCAGACCAGACCAAGGGCCAAGAGCCGUCCAAGGGCGACGACGACCAGGUCGAGGACGUCGAGGGCGAGUACUACGACGACGAUGACGAGGAGGGCGAAGAUGACGAAGAAGAGUACAGCGGUGACUCGCAAGACGAGGACGAUGACGAAGAAGAUUAUGACGAGGAUGAGGACUACGACUCGGACGAGGACGAGGAGGAAGACGACGACGACAACUACACGACACAGAACGGUCAGAUGACGCGACAGCAGCAGCAGCAGAUGCAGCAGCAACAGCAGAUGCAGAUGCAGCAGCAGCAGCAACAGAUGCAAGGCGGCGGCGACGCGGGCGGCAAGAACCCGCUGAAGCUGAGGCUCGACCUGAACCUCGACAUUGAAAUCACCCUGAAGGCCAGGAUCCACGGUGAUCUGACGCUGGCGUUGCUGUAA
Colletotrichum higginsianum IMI 349063 is the source of this 1083-nucleotide messenger RNA. RefSeq lists its product as uncharacterized. The record is from RefSeq and is a predicted model, not a curated record. The coding region runs from base 1 to 1083 and encodes 360 amino acids. The transcript has 2 exons. Lineage: Eukaryota; Fungi; Ascomycota; Sordariomycetes; Glomerellales; Glomerellaceae.